AUGGACAGGCCCACUUCGCUUCCAGCUUUCUGCCAUGUGUGCUAUAUCCAGUUGGCUCCGGCGAAGCAGCACCAGAUCCCCAGGUUCGAAUCGCCUCACACGGGCUCGAUCCCCGACUGCUUCCCUCCCCUCGAAAACUUCCCGCACCAUCUCCCUCAUCUCUUCCAGACGCGCCAGGUGUCCUCCAGUUCCCAGAUCCAGGUCCUCAGGGAGCAGCAGGUCCUGGCAACUGCCUUCAAUCAACUCCGCCAGCUUCUGCUCUGCUGCUGA
Messenger RNA from Penicillium alfredii, 270 nucleotides. RefSeq lists its product as uncharacterized. The record is from RefSeq and is a predicted model, not a curated record. The coding region runs from base 1 to 270 and encodes 89 amino acids. The transcript has a single exon. Lineage: Eukaryota; Fungi; Ascomycota; Eurotiomycetes; Eurotiales; Aspergillaceae.